Closterium sp. Yama58-4 is the source of this 2058-nucleotide messenger RNA. The record is from the annotation of a GenBank genome assembly. NCBI's taxonomy places the organism in Eukaryota, Viridiplantae, Streptophyta, Zygnematophyceae, Desmidiales, Closteriaceae.
AUGGAGAUACGUGCGGCCCAUGGUGUGGCCCAUGGUGCAAGCUACCUCCCACGGUGCAAGGUGCUGACGGGAAUGCACGGAGCAGCUCUCAAAUACCAUCCUCUCCUCAUGUCACUCGCCCGCAUCGUCUUCCCCUUCGCCCCGUUCCACCUUUCCCCCUUCCCCCACUCUCCCCUUCCACUAAUGCAGCUAUGGCCCGUGGUGCAAGGUGCUGGAAGCAGCUCUCAUCGCCACUCUCACCUCCCUCGCCCGCAUGGCCCUCCCCUUCGCCCGGAAAACGAGGUCUGCCCGGACCCCAGCCUGAACGGCAACUACAUUGCUUUCACCUGCCCGGCGGGCAGCUACAACCCCAUGGCUGGACUGGCGCCCACCACCAACGACAACGCCAUCACCAACCUCUUCUCUAGCUCGCCUGCUCAAUACACUUAUCCCACGCUCGCGCUCUUCUUCCUCGUCUUCUUCUCGCUUGCCAUCGUCACUAACGGCUGCUCCGUGCCGGCCGGCCUUUUCGUCCCACUCAUAGUAGCAGGCGGUACGUACGGCCGCAUGAUGGGCAAGCUCAUGCGCUCACUCACCUCCCCCGCCGCCCCCACACUCUCCUCCUUCCUCCUCCCCUCCCUCACCUCUCCCCUCCGCUCCGCCGGGCUACUCUUUACCGGAGAAUCUGAUACCGACACGGGAUUGGACGAGGGGACGUAUGCUCUUCUCGGCGCUGCGUCCCUAUUGGGCGGCUCGAUGCGCAUGUCAGUCUCCCUCUCCGUCAUGCUGCUGGAAGUUACCGGGAACCUUCUCCUGCUGCCGCUGAUCAUGCUGGCCACCACGAUCGCCAAGGAGGUGGGGGACUGCUUCAACGAAGGGGUGGUUGACGAGGCGAGCCACUUAAAACGCCUGCCCAUGCUGGAAUACCCCCCGCCCGAGUUCAUGAAGAAUUUAACGGCUAUAGACGGCGUGCGCGGGCCGGCUGUAGCGCUGAAGAGCGUAGAGCGCGUGGGGGAGGUGCUGCGAGUCCUGCAGACCACCACCCACUCCGCCUUCCCUGUCGUGCAGAUUGUUUCUGUGGGGGAGCAGGGGAAGAAGGAGGUGGGGGAGGGGGAGGGGGAGGUGCAGGCGGUGCUGUACGGUAUGGUGCUGCGCUCCAAGCUGCUCAAGCUGCUGGCGGAUAAGUCCGCCUUCCAGCGUGGUACUCUCUGCACUGCUCGCACCAAUCCCCUUUAUAAGCUUCCUCUCUCUAGCAACACUGCAGCUGCCGCUGCUGCUGCUGCUGCUGUCCCGGAACCCAGGCCUGCUAACCAGCGGACAGUGCGAUUUGAGGGCGUGCCGGACAGUCCGCAGGCGGCCAAUGGGGAGGCGCCACGUGGCGCAGCUGAGGGUGGCCAUGCGGAGGGGAGGAGGCUGGCGAAAUCUCUGUCGCACAAGCACCGCACAGCGACGGCGAUAGUGAACGUUAAGAAGACGCCUUCUAUCGAGGAUAUCGAUCUGAGUGCAGAGGAGCUGGAAAUGCACUUAGAUCUGCACCCCUUCUGCAACACCUCCCCCCACGUGGUGGGCGAGGCCAUGAGCCUGCGCAAGGCGUACGCCAUCUUCCGGCGAAUGGGGCUGCGCCACCUGUGCGUGGUGCGCGAGCGCAUGCAGGUGGUGGGCGUGCUGACGCGCAAGGACCUGCUGCCCCACUCGUUUGAGAAACAGCAGCUGGAGGAAUGGGACGACGACAGCGAUAGCAGCGACGAGGACGAGGACGAGGAGGAGGUGGAUGGUGGUUCGGUGAGGGCAGAUGGUGGGGUUGCGAGUGUGAAUGGCGGUGCGGGAGUGAGUGGCAGUGGUGGUGGUGAGGGUGGAGGGUCAAUAGUGGACCGGGCAGUUGUGGCAGUGGCGAGUGAUGGGGAGGAGAGUGGGAGGCGUAUGAGCGGCCAUGUGAGUGACAGCGAGGGUGGUGUUGGCACCCCGCGGCGCAGGAGCAGGCAUGCGAGAGACAGUGAGGCCGGUGCUGGGACCCCGCGGCGCAGGAAGCGUGUCUGUCCUUCCUUCAUCUCGCGCUGCCACACGCAGAAGUACCACUGA